UCGCCUUCCACUGAUAAAACACAACAAAAUCGUCAAAAAAACUUCAAAUGUGUAGACAAGUGUUCUAACUUAUACAUACUGUUUUUAACUUUUUUUCCAAACGUUAUCUAAUUAGCUAAAAUCCAAGUCCACCUGAGAAAAGAAGUAGCAGCAACGUCUUUGUACUAAAUAUCUAUUUCCAGAAUCUUUUUAAAACACCUUGCUACAACAACUUAUGUGAAUUUCCCAAUGUGCACAAUGCCUAGUUUGAAUAUCCCACUUCCCCCAUGCAUAUUCCUCGUUCUUUUUUUCUUGCUCAUCAGCCAAAGAUGUUGUUAUGGAAGCUACACACCUUUGGGAUUUGACUGCUCAAACACCAGUACUUACAGUCAAAAUAGCUCUUAUCCAUCUAACCUCAAUUUGCUACUAUCCAAUUUAUCAAAUGCCUCUAGCAAAAACAGUUAUUACAACUCCACUACUGGCGGUGAAGAUAGUUCUGAAACAAUUUAUGGCAUGUUUCUCUGUCUAAAUGAUGCUACCAAGAACCAAUGCCAAGAUUGUGUGAGUAGUGCUACUAAAUACAUAAUCCAGCAUUGCCCCAACAGAAAAAUGGCUAUGGUUUCGUAUGACUACUGCUUCUUACGAUAUUCAAAUCAAUCGAUAUUUCCUGAGCCAAAUCCGUCCAUAUUUAUCCAUCCAGAUGAUUCCAGUUCUUAUGUGGAACAUAAUCCAAUCCCAAUUAACGUUGAACCACAUAGGUUCAGAAAGAUGCUAAGAGACACGAUGGAUGAAAUUGCAACUCAGGCUGCUAACGAUCGCUCAGGGAAAAAAGUUGCAACUAAAGAAACCAAUUUUACUAACCAGAUAACAAUUUAUGCACUUUCUCAGUGCACUCCUGAUCUUUCUACUUCUGCCUGCCUAAAGUGCCUUAAAACUGUGAUAACCAAGUUCCCAGUCUGCUGUACUGGGCAAAGGGGUGCUAGGAUUUUCUAUCCUAGCUGUUAUAUCAGGUAUGAAGUGUAUUCUUUCUACACAACCAAAACAGUACCUGUGCCUCCUCUUGCUCCGCCUCCGUCCAAAAGUAAAGGUCAUCACGAUAAAAUGAGAAAGAAAGUAAUUGUUGGCACAAUAGUUCUCAUUGUGUUGAUUCUACUAUUCAGUGGAAUCUUUCUUUUGCGACGGUGGAGAAUGAAGAAAAGCAAAGCUCCAAAAAUGGAGCUGAGUGAUGAUCUCUUGAGUGGGAUUGUAACAGCUGAAUCCUUGCAAUAUGACUUUAGUACAAUAGAAACAGCCACAAACUGCUUCUCUGCGCAAAAUGAAAUCGGUAAAGGUGGAUUCGGUGAUGUGUAUAAGGGGGAACUUAUUACUGGACAAGAAAUAGCCGUAAAAAGGCUAUCAAGAAGGUCAAGCCAAGGUGUAGAAGAAUUUAAGAAUGAGGUUGUACUCGUAGCAAAGCUUCAACACAGAAAUUUAGUGAGACUACUCGGUUUUUGCUUGGAAGGGGAAGAAAAGAUACUCAUCUACGAGUUCGUGCCAAACAAAAGCCUCGACUACUUUUUAUUUGACACGAAGAAGCAGGCAUUAUUGAAUUGGUCAGUACGUGACAAGAUUAUUAGAGGAAUAGUACGAGGAUUAGUUUAUCUUCAUGAAGAUUCUCGUCCUCGAAUCAUACAUCGUGAUCUCAAAGCAAGCAAUAUAUUGUUAGACAAAGAUAUGAACCCAAAAAUUUCAGAUUUCGGCAUGGCUAGAAUUUUUGGAGUUGAUCAAACUGAAGGAAGCACUAACAUAAUUGUUGGGACAUAUAGUUACAUGUCCCCAGAAUAUGCAAUGCAUGGUCAAUUCUCUGUGAAGUCUGAUGUAUUCAGUUUUGGUGUGCUUCUUUUGGAGAUAAUAAGCGGAAAGACAAUAAGAACUCUUUAUCAAGAAGAUGGAUUGCAUGACCUUCUUACCCACGCUUGGAAGCUAUGGAAAGAUGACAGAGCUAUGGAAUUUGUAGAUCCAACUCUUAUUAAUGGUGACUCAAAGUCGUUGUCUGAAGUUGUGAAAUGUUUACAUAUUGGACUGUUAUGCGUUCAAAAUGAAGUCGACGAAAGACCAACAACUGCUUUGAUAGCUCAUAUUCUCAGUACUGAUUCUGCUACUUUGCCAGAGCCAAAUCCACCUACAUCUUUCAAGGCUUAUGCAGGAAUGAAAACGAUAAAUCAACUCACAAACAAAUCCAUUCCAUUGCCUAUUCUCCAAGAAUCAAUUACUGAACUAUGUCCAAGGUAGUCUUAUGGAAAAGGUAUUUCAUAAUUGGAAGCAUCAAAUGUAAACUGCAUUGCAUAUUUUGUUCAUUGUAGAUAGGGAUUUUGCGAAACUCUAGUGACUCAUAAUUAUUUAAGGUACUUCCCCUCGUUAAGUUCAACUUUAUGAUUGGUAAGUAAAAGGAUCUAAUGAGCUAAAUGAAACAUGGGGAGGAAAAUUUACCUUUU
Molecule: messenger RNA, 2453 nt
Organism: Nicotiana tabacum (common tobacco)
Lineage: Eukaryota; Viridiplantae; Streptophyta; Magnoliopsida; Solanales; Solanaceae
Product: cysteine-rich receptor-like protein kinase 25
Biological process (GO): protein phosphorylation
Cellular component (GO): plasma membrane
Molecular function (GO): ATP binding; protein serine/threonine kinase activity
Source: RefSeq, a predicted model, not a curated record